GAAUGAUCCGCCAAUAAGCGGCUCGUGUUUUGUUUAAAAAUAUAAGAUUCGAGUUGAAAUACUCUGUAAAGAUCCCAUAUACGGUGAUCUUUUCAAACAUGCAUCGAAUCUGGACUCAGGUGAAUCAAAACUUUUACUGAUGAAGACUCACACUCAGUAUCGAGUAUGUCCGACCUAGAUUUGUCUCCGAGUCCGAUGUCCUGGGGGGACAUGAAGAACCUCAACAACAACAUCAAUGAAGUCAUAUCUUCCUUGAAUUGUGAGGCAGGCCCAGCAGCAGAAGAAGAUGAAAAUGACAAGUUGCCAAUGACACAACCUAUUGACCAGAGGAUUUUGAAAGAUGUUGUAGUUUUUGUGGAUGUGCGAACAGGAGCAGACAACAGAAGUGCUGCUGUGGCCCUUCAACUUGAAAAACUUGGUGCACAAGUCGAAAAGAAGCUCACAAAAAAUGUAACACAUAUUGUGUUCAAAGAUGGAAGGAAAAACACAAUUCAGAUUGCCCUGAAGAGGAAACUAAAACUGGUUACAGUGCUUUGGGUAGACAGUUGUCGUCAGAAUCAAGAGCACGUAUCUGAAGGUCUCUUUCCUGUUGCUGCAUCUGGGCAAAACCUGACGCCCAUGUUCGGUCGACUCAAGAAAAUGAAGUCCAUGCAGCCUAAGGACUUUGAAGAAGAACUGAGGAAUAGUGCAGGGCGUGCUCAAAGAACUAUAAAGCGGCGCGAGAACAAAAUGAAAAAAUUGGCGUGGAGAAAUCUGUUUACAGAUGACUCGCAACCAGAUGAGGAAGUGAUACCAUUUAUAUCAACUAGAAUACCAGCAACACCUCCCUUUAUGUUGGCGAAGUGUGAGCAACUGAGGCGAGAGCGUGCAGAGAGAGAAGCGUUGGCUAAGAAUUCUGGGAUGGAUAGUAUCGAUGAGUCAGAUUAUUCGGAGACAAAAUCUGAGGCUAACUUCCAACUUUCCUUGGAUCCAUCGCCUGACGUGGAAUACGAUAUCAACUUGUCCGUUGGAGAUUCUCCACAAACUGAGCCGCAUUCUUCUCCAGAGGAUAUCUUUAGUCAGGAUGAGUGGCGAUCGCAGUCUCCAGUUAACCAAGUUGCAGCAUCUAGUCAAGACGAGGAAAAGAAAAAAGGUCCUUCGAAGAAAAAAAGGAAACUAUUCACCUCCCAAGAGGUCGGUGACCCAGCCUCGUUUCUCAUCACACCAAAGAAACGUAUGGAAACAACAGUGGAUACGAAGAAUAGCACGAGGCCUGGGGUACUGCGACAUGAGAUUGAAACGCCAGGCAGAAAUGUUUCUGUUUCAGAGUUAGGGCGUCAGCUUCUGUUACGUGGUUGUCUCAACAAUGCAGAAACCCCUGUCCUCCCUGUUGCAGAGCAUAAGGGAAGAAAACGGAAAAGAACAGUUAGUGUAGAAUUAGCAAAGGCAGCUUUUGGCUCUCAAGGAAAGGGAUCAGCCGUCUCUGCGGCGAAAACUGUAGGGGAUGUUUCCAGUAAGGGUCGAAGGAAGUCUGCUGUCAAAGUAUGUCAGAGUGGUCAAGUAAGUGCAGACACUGAUCCAGUUAGUGAAAAUGAAACUAGUGCAGAAACAGCAAACACUGCUCCAACCAAAACAGGUAGAAGGAAAUCUGUACUGUGCAGGAAAUCUGCUGAAAUUCAUGGAGAAGUUGCUGCUUCUGAAGUGCAGAGAGGCAGCAGAAGAAAGUCUGUCAUGUUUCCAGUAGAGGUUUGUAACGAUUCAGAAAGUGUUGAAAAAUCAUCUGGAAGUCAGGAGCAGGUAACAAGGCCAAGAGGAAAGUCAGCAAUUGGAACCGGAACGGCUGAUCCGAUGUCGGUUGUUGCUUCUGUUGAAAAGACCAGGGGGGCAAGGCGGAAAUCGACAAUUGGGACUGUUGGGGACAGAGUCGAAUUAAUUGGAUUAUCUCUGGAUACGGCGGUGAACUCAAAGAAAAGCAGGAGGAAAUCUGCAACUGUUGCUUCCCAAAAUGAGGUUACUGUUGAACCAAAUGUUAGGAGGGGCCGACAAAAGUCAAGCAUAGGUACUGCUGUAAAAAAUGUGACUGUUGAUUCUGUUUCUGAAAUCGAUGAGCAAGUAAAACUUGGUGUGCAAAUCAAAAAGAGCAGGCGAAAAUCCACAAUUGGGGGUUGGGGAAAUGUUGAAAUGAUCGACAGCUCUCGAAUUGGUGACCUGGGGGAACUUGGUGAACCAAUGAAGAAGGGUAGGCGAAAACCAACAAUCAGGGCUGGGGAAAAUGUGGCAAUCCCUGAUAAUUCUAACAUCUGUGAGCUUACAGAAAGCGGUGUCAAGAACAAGAAAACUAGACGGAAAUCAACUGUUGGGGCUGGCGGUCCAAAAGAUGAUAAGGCUACGGGGGUUGACAUGGAAAAGACCAUGCGUGGGAGGAGAACGUCUACGAUGAUGACUAAAGACAUUAAUACCGAAUUAAGCUCUGCUGGGACAGAGGAGGGGAGUACUAUGCCAUCUGGAAGAGGUCGGAGAAAAUCGGUGAGGUUGACUCCAAAGGAAUCUGUAGCCCCUGUACAGGCUGCUGAAACACCAAGCAAUGUGGAGAAACCUAGAAACAAACGCUUGAGUGUUCUUAGUGCAACAAAAACUAAAGUUAGUGGCAGCAGAAGCAGAUUGGGGUGGAAAACAUCAGAUAGUUCGUCGGGUGGAGAGGGAAAUUCUAGUGGGAGAAAGGGUUCUAACAGUCGAAUGAGUAUUGAGGAGUUUAACAUGUCGCCUACUGUUCAUCGGGCCUUUAAGGGUGGUAUAAGGAAUGCAAGGAAGGUGCCGUCUGGUAGUAUAUCUACAGCAUAUGGAGAUGACUCUUCGGAUCCAGAACAUUGGGAGUCGAUUACGUCUGUUGCUGAGCAGCCUGGGAAAGGAAAAGAUGUGGGGAAGGCGGUUGGCAAAAAUGUUUCGUUGGGUAAGAAAAGGACCGGAACAAAUGCGAAUACUGGUAGAUCGAAACCGAUUGAGAGUGGUGUUGAGAACAGGUUGGACACUUGGAAUGUUCAGAAAGGCAGCAAACAAGCUGCAGACAAUACUAAUAGACAAAACAGGUCAUUGCCGGCCAUUACACAGAAGAACAGAAAAAUGCCUGCUGGUACGUCUGAUGCCAAACUGACCGGGAGAAAGAUUGUUAAGAGAGCCAAGAGUUGUUCUAGCCUGCCGAAGAGUCCACUUCCUGCAUCCCUCUACAGCGACGUGCUGCAGUCGAGGAAGGUUUCGGCAACCACUAGGCAUCUACCAUCAAUCGUCACUACCAGCUUGCACUUUGGUGAGCAAGACGUAAUCCAGUCGAUAAUUGAGAACCUUGGCGGCUUCAGACUUACAGAGAAGGUGGAUCGCACAACCACCCACGUGAUAUGUGGGAAAAAUCGACGUACUCUGAACAUUCUGCACGCUAUUACCAGUGGCUGCUGGAUACUCAGUCCAGAGUGGGCCUACAAAUCUUUAGACUUUGAUGGCUGGAUAGAAGAGGAGCCGUAUCAACUGACUGAAUUCUUCCCUGCAUGUCAAAUCACCCGGCUCCAAAAGUUUGUAGAAGGGCCAAAGUAUCAUUUGGAUUUCUUCAAAGAAGUGGGAACGGUGUAUGUUGGUGACGGGUGUGCACCACCGGCGGCUGCCCUAAUAGAUCUUCUCAAGUCAUGUGGAGGCAAGGUCACUACGAGUAUAAGAUCAGCUGAAGUCGUUGUGGGAAAGUCAAGGAAGAACGUCCCAAGUGUCUCCGAGAAAUGGAUCUUAGAUUCCAUCACCAGUUUAAAGUGCCAGCCAUUGGAUGAGUAUUUCCUCAAUGUAUCCGAUGUCUCUCUGAAUGGCGCCAACAACAGUAAAGAGUGGUAGGAUCACUGCGCAAUACAAUACUGUGAACCCAAUUAUUUUGGCAAGUGGGAGCCAAAUGCAAACAUUAGAACUCACUAAGAUCAAUUUGUUGUGUGCCAACCUUUUAGUGAUACCUACAUGUAAGACAUAUUUCAAACAGGGUUUACGUAAGAGGGUAGCCCCUGGAGUGACCAAGAGAUGUAACUUAUGUUAUUCAGAUUUCUAAUGUCAAAUGUACAACUCUAUGGAGCUUGUUGUGUAUUAGUAUUCUGGUUUUGACCACAGCCCAACAGAUGGCAGGGCUGCUUAGCACCACUUUGCUGUAUAUGUACAAGAUAAUUCUACAAUGGAAUGACUUGUGUCAGAAGCUGUUUUGGUGUUCUAUCAUCUUAUUAUAAGUUUUGUCACUGAUGAAAUUUCGCGAAAUAUUCAUUGAAGACUCUUUUAUUUUAUGAGAAAUUAGAUACCCAGUAUACAUUUAAUUCUUCUUUACAAAGCAUGCAUGCCUGUAUAAAUAGUAAUUAUAAAGUAACAUUCAUUAUUUACUGAGCUCGAACCUUUGAUGAACUUUCAGUGUUUGCAUGCUCAACAAGCUACAAGCCUUUUGUACAAGUGCCCCUCAAAGACUAAAGCAUGUCGACGAAGUAUAUUUGGUAGUGUCGUAACUGUUAACCUUAUUUUGGAACAGUUGAGUUGGUGAAUUUUGGUAACAAUUUGUUUGCAAAAUUUAAAGCAUGUUGAAUAUACCUGUGUCCCAAAAAAUCUUUUUCCCCUUUUUUAUAUAUGUUGAUGCAAACAAUUAUUGUGUACAUUAUUUAAGUAUUACUUUAACUAUUAUUGAUAAGUGAUGAAUUUUCUACCUU
This is a messenger RNA of Lineus longissimus, 4691 nucleotides long. RefSeq lists its product as uncharacterized. Bases 166 to 3849 code for a protein of 1227 amino acids. The transcript has 12 exons. Lineage: Eukaryota; Metazoa; Nemertea; Pilidiophora; Heteronemertea; Lineidae. Gene Ontology annotation, biological process: mitotic cell cycle. The record is from RefSeq and is a predicted model, not a curated record.